AGCUACCGCUGGUGCAGUGAAUAUUCACAAAAUAGAACGAAUUCAGAAUCCCCAUCUUUACAAGUGUUACACGGUAAGAAAACAGAAGAUGGACAAAGACCUUGGAAGAAAUAGUGAACGACAGUUGUUUCAUGGAACCGAUUCUAAAAAUGUCGACCACAUCAACACUCAAGGAUUUAACAGAAGCUUAUGUGGGGCCAAUGGAGUUCAUUAUGGACGCGGUGUGUAUUUUGCCAGAGACGCUAAAUACUCGCUUGGUUUCGCAGUGAACCGGGAGAGGAGGGCAGUAGCCGGGGGCCUCCGCUACAUGUUCCUUGCUCGGGUCCUGGUCGGGCAGUAUUGUGUAGGCAGAUCCUCAAUGAUCGUGCCUCCCCCAAAGAACCCUUCAACACCAGAGAUAUUGUAUGAAUCGGUGGUCGAUAAUCAAGGAAACCCAUCUAUUUUUGUUGUAUUUUGCGACAAUCAGUGUUAUCCAGAAUACCUUAUAACUUUGUAGUAGUAGGGAAAUAUUUCUUUGUCGAUGCCCUUCAUAGGAAAUGACGUCUACACAUGCAUUGUUGCGCCACAGAAUGUAAUAGCUGACGCAAGAUGUAAUUGUUCUUUAAUAUGCAAUAACUUUACACACAAAAUGUAAUAAGGAAUUCUAAGUCAAUAUGUACUUACUAUAGUGCUUAUUAAGCGAGCAGGAGGUUUGUAUGGGAGAAUCUUGACCGAGGUUUUUUAGUACAGACUUCACUGCGUUCUGUCUGUACUCACGACUGAGGUCAAGAUUCCCCCAUACAGACCGGCCAAGCUCGAUUAAUAAGAUGUAUAUUACCUGGCCAAACAAGACUUCGCUGAAAGUCGCUUAAUGUAGCCAGUUCGUAAUCGCCGCCAUUUUUCCUACGAACUGGGAUGAAAAAUUUGGUGAGAACGAGGUCGAACUUACUGAAAGAUGUGUUUCCAGCUUUUGUAGCUUUUUGUAUAAUUUUAUUCCUUUGUAUUCUAUCUUAUUUUAUUCUGUUGUAUUUUGUCACUAUUUUUUGGAGUUUUUAGCGUCUUUUACCAUUUCUCCCGUUGAAGACUGUGGUAAAGACAGUCGAAAGCUUGUAUUUUUAAAUACUCUUAGCCGGAGAACGUUUUUAUUUUCACAAUUAACAUGUUCCUGGUAUAAUGACUUCUGUUAAUCAGAAAGGGUUUGUCUCUUAUCCCUUAGGAAAGUUACACAAACGAGUUUGUUCAACGUUAUUUUUAACUUUUAACAGA
This is a messenger RNA of Orbicella faveolata, 1245 nucleotides long. RefSeq lists its product as uncharacterized. Gene Ontology annotation, molecular function: NAD+ poly-ADP-ribosyltransferase activity; transcription corepressor activity; RNA binding. The record is from RefSeq and is a predicted model, not a curated record. Gene Ontology annotation, cellular component: cytoplasm; nucleus. Gene Ontology annotation, biological process: negative regulation of gene expression. Lineage: Eukaryota; Metazoa; Cnidaria; Anthozoa; Scleractinia; Merulinidae.